UUCAAUGAGAGCGUGACAGUGACCGUCAUUCUAGCGUAAUGUAUCCUAGCCGCGGGUAGUGUCCACUUAUAUGUACAAACAAACUUCCUUUAAACUUUUAAAUAUUAGUUUAUUUUAUUUUUGUAAAAAAAUUAUUUAACUGUCAACAUGGACGCCUUAAAAUACGUUUUGUUGUUACUGGCCCUAGCAAAGUAUAGUGAGUCAGCAAAUAUUUUGUACGUGGUGCCUUUUACAGCGAAAUCACAUUUUAUUAUGUUAAGACCUAUUGGCUUGGAGUUAGCUCGGAGAGGACAUAAUGUGACUGUGAUAACUGGGAAUAAGGAACCGAACCCACCGCCGAAUUACCAUCAAAUCAUGGUAGAUAAAAAGGAGAUUUGGGAACUUAUAGGAGGAAGAGGACGACCGAAUGUCUUCAGCAUGGUAAACGUGCCAGCAGAGAAGUUCCACGAGGGCAUUUUAUGGAAAGGAGGCAUAGCUUUUACAGAACUCGUUCUAAAUUCAACAGAAAUCAAAGCUUUUUUGGCAAAAGAUAACAAAUUUGACCUGGUCAUCAGCGAGCAGUUCUUUCAAGAAGCGCUGAAUUUAUUCGCCUACAAAUACAACGCUCCUUUAGUCUUAGUUACGACGUAUGGUAACUGCAUGAGACACAACAUUAUAACAAGAAACCCGUUGCAGCUAGCCACGGUUCUACAGGAGUUCCUAGACGUCAGAGACCCAACAUCGUUUUGGGGUAGAAUGAGGAAUUUGUACUUCUCAAUGUACGAAUACAUUUACUGGCGUUACUUUUAUAUGGAAGAACAGGAACAAUUGGUAAAGAAGUAUUUAAACGAUUUGCCUCAACCAGUGCCUAAUUUGUAUGACGUGGAAAGAAAUGCUUCGCUGAUUUUGGUCAACUCGCAUUUUAGUUUUGAUCCCCCAACUGCUUACCUACCAAAUGUUGUGGAAAUCGGGGGAUCGCAUUUAAGUAAGAGCGAUGCUAAAUUACCAGAGAAUCUUCAAAAAGUAUUGGACAAUGCCAAACAUGGAGUAGUGUACAUGAACUUCGGAUCAAAUGUGCGCAGCUCAGAGUUACCAGAAGACAAAAAGAAAGCAAUUCUCAACGUGUUUAGACGACUCAAACAAACUGUCCUUUGGAAAUGGGAGGAAGACAUUUUGGAGAACAAACCUGAAAAUCUGGUUGUACAGAAAUGGAUGCCGCAGAAGGAAAUCUUGUCACAUCCCAACAUAAGGCUAUUUGUAUCGCAUGGAGGAUUAAUAGGAACACAAGAGGCUACCUUCCACGGAGUGCCAAUCGUCGGAGUACCAAUUUACGCAGACCAGUACAAUAAUUUAUUACAAGUUCAAAACAUAGGUUACGGUAAAAUAUUGGAAUACCACGAAAUAGAUGAAGAAACAUUAUAUAAUAGAGUAAAUGAAGUACUGACGAAUGAUUCUUAUAGAAAGAAGGCUAAAGAAGUGUCCAAAAGAUUCAGGGAUCGACCACUGAAUGCUUUAGAUACAGCCAUGUUUUGGAUUGAGUAUGUUAUAAGAAAUAAUGGAGCAGAUUACAUUAAGAACCCAGCUUUAGAAUUGAGUUGGGUAGCGUCUAACAUGUUAGAUGUAUACGCUUUUAUUUUAAUUUUAGUUCUAGGAGUUGUAUUCGCAACUGUGAAGAUAUUGUCAAUUGUACUAAGCUUAUUUAAGUCGAAGGACUCUAAAAAGCAAAAGAAAAAGCGAUCGUAGAUUAAGUUUUGAAUGUUUGUUAUCUGUUAAAAGUUGAAAUUGUUAUAUUAUAAAUUUAAUUG
This is a messenger RNA of Helicoverpa armigera (cotton bollworm), 1784 nucleotides long. RefSeq names its product UDP-glycosyltransferase UGT5 (gene UGT39B1). Lineage: Eukaryota; Metazoa; Arthropoda; Insecta; Lepidoptera; Noctuidae. The transcript has 5 exons. The coding region runs from base 148 to 1722 and encodes 524 amino acids. Gene Ontology annotation, molecular function: UDP-glycosyltransferase activity. The record is from RefSeq and is a predicted model, not a curated record.